CCCUCCUCCUCCCUUCGGUUUCUCUCAUCCUCUCCCUCCCCCCGGUCCUCUAUGCUCAGUUCGGUGUGUGUAUCCUCUUUCAAAGGGCGCAAGGGUGGGAACAAGUCGUCCAACAAAGCAUGUUACAGCGCAGACAUGACUUGUCCGUCGGAAAGCGAGAAAAUCGUGAUAAACUGCGGGGGGGUGCGGCAUGAGACCUACCGGAGCACCCUAAAAACGUUGCCCGGUACCCGCUUAUCGUGGCUCACCGAGCCGGACGCGUUCAGCAACUUCGACUACGAUCCCAAAUUAGACGAGUUCUUCUUCGACCGCCACCCGUCAGUGUUUUCCUUCAUCCUCAACUAUUACCGCACCGGGAAGUUGCACUGUCCCAACGAUGUGUGCGGUCCCCUGUUCGAAGAGGAGCUGGCCUUCUGGGGCAUCGAUGAGACGGACGUGGAGGCUUGUUGCUGGAUGAAUUACCGGCAGCAUCGGGAUGCAGAGGAGGCACUGGACAGCUUCGAGACUCCAGAACCGGACGCGCCAGACGACGACCCGGCGCUGGGUGGUGCGGAUGGGGACUUGAAAAGACUGUGCAUGCAAGAGGACGCGAGGAAAGCGGGCUGGUGGAAAACCUGGCAGCCCAGAAUAUGGGCACUGUUUGAAGACCCGUAUUCCUCCAAAUAUGCCCGGUAUGUGGCUUUUAUCUCCCUAUUCUUCAUCCUCAUCUCCAUCUCCACUUUCUGCAUGGAGACGCAUGAGGCCUUCAACACCAUCAUCAACAAGACAGAGAACGUCACAGUGGGCAACAUGACCCGUGAGGAGAUAGUAUAUGAAGUGGUGACUGACAGCUGGUUGACAUAUGUGGAAGGUGUGUGUGUCAUUUGGUUCACCCUUGAGGUCCUGCUGCGAGUCACCUUUUGCCCAGACAAGUUUGAAUUCUUCAAAAGUACCCUCAACAUCAUCGACUUUGUUGCUAUCCUGCCCUUCUAUCUGGAGGUUGGUCUGAGUGGGCUGUCCUCCAAAGCUGCCAAGGAUGUCCUGGGGUUUCUGCGUGUUGUCCGAUUUGUCCGUAUCCUCCGAAUCUUCAAGCUCACUCGCCACUUCGUAGGUCUCAGAGUCCUUGGCCACACCCUUCGUGCCAGUACCAAUGAAUUCCUCCUGCUCAUCAUCUUCUUAGCCCUUGGUGUCCUCAUAUUUGCCACUAUGAUCUACUAUGCUGAAAGAAUUGGUGCAGACCCAGAUGACCCAACAGUGAGUGCCCAUACCAAGUUCAAGAACAUCCCCAUUGGAUUUUGGUGGGCCGUUGUGACCAUGACCACACUGGGUUAUGGAGAUAUGUACCCGGAGACAUGGUCAGGGAUGCUGGUGGGUGCGCUGUGUGCCUUGGCUGGUGUGCUAACCAUUGCUAUGCCUGUACCUGUCAUUGUCAACAACUUCGGCAUGUACUACUCUCUGGCUAUGGCCAAACAAAAGCUUCCCAAAAAGAAGAACAAACAUAUCCCCCGAGCGCCGCAACCAGGAUCCCCCAACUACUGCAAGCCAGAUGCUCUGGCGAUGGCUACUGCUUCACCACAAAGAAUCUUAGGAAAUGUCUUAGGCGGAGUGAUGGGGUCUGGAGGAAUAGGGGGUGACUGUCCGCUCGCACAAGAAGAAAUUAUAGAGAUCAACAGAGAUUCUAAGCAGAAUGGUGAUGCAGCCUCGGCCGCCUUGGCUAAUGAGGACUGCCCCACCAUCGACCAGGUGCUGAGCCCUGAUGAGAGGAGUCCUAUUGGGCGAGGCCCCACCCGGGAGCGCUACCAGCAGGACAGAGCCUGCUUCCUACUUAAUACCAGGGAAUUCCGUGCCACAGAUGGGAAUGUGCGGAAAGAGGCAGCAGCCCUGGCACCCAGCCCAGACUCCCCUCUGACUGAGGAUUGGUAUAAGAUGGAGAGGUCUCUGUUACAGCAGGACCUCAAUGCAAACUCCACCUCUUCCUGGAUCAAACCAUAGAACAGAGUGUUAAGUUUCUAGCAUUCACCUUCUCUCUAAUGAAGAGUCCGUAACCGGUAAACACAAAUUUGCGGCAGGAGCCACAUAAGCGACAGGUGUGACACGGAUGGACAGUUUAAAGGAGAUCUUUGGGGUGACAAGAGAGACCAGAGGUUAAUCAUGAAUUUAAAAAUCAUAUGGUCUGCUCCUCACAUUGUUACCAAAGCAGCCUCUUGGAACUCCAACCACACUUUUGACAGCUGUCUG
Archocentrus centrarchus (flier cichlid) is the source of this 2217-nucleotide messenger RNA. RefSeq names its product potassium voltage-gated channel subfamily C member 1-like. NCBI's taxonomy places the organism in Eukaryota, Metazoa, Chordata, Actinopteri, Cichliformes, Cichlidae. The coding region runs from base 52 to 1971 and encodes 639 amino acids. Gene Ontology annotation, biological process: potassium ion transmembrane transport; protein homooligomerization; action potential. The record is from RefSeq and is a predicted model, not a curated record. Gene Ontology annotation, cellular component: presynaptic membrane; dendrite membrane; axon terminus. Gene Ontology annotation, molecular function: protein binding; delayed rectifier potassium channel activity. The transcript is spliced from 5 exons.